CAGGCUCGGAUCUAUCUUGGGUUAGCGAGUUAUACAAAUCUUUGAUAGGGACAUCCCAAGGAUCCCGAAUAGCUUGGACCAUAAUGAUACAGCAGUGCACAGCUGAUAGAUGUUAGCCAGCCAGGCAGUGUAAACAUGCUAACAAGCUAGCUGUCACAAAUUUGUGCAAGUUACACCGUUUCUGUGAGGAGACUGCUACAAACAAGUAAAUGAUCCGGCCAACAAUGGAGCAGAUACACGGCUUGACGUUGUUUUUUGUAUUCUUCCCGAACCAUCGUUUUGGCUAAAUGUCAAUGUCAUCUCAUACAGCUAGCUAGCUAAAUAGCUAACUAAGGCCAGGGAGAGCUUGCUGGUGACUACGGUGACUACUUCAUGAAGCUGGUUGAGAAUGCCAAGAGUGUGCAAAGCUGCCAUCAAGGCAACGGUUGCCCAACAGUGGGAGGAGAGGUGUGUGACCGACUCCUUGACUGCUGGCUCCUCUGGCAUUUCACCACCACCAACAGAGCCAUGACUACAUCAGGCUGCUGCCACCUGCCUGGCUCCCUGUGUGACUACUCAGGCAGCGCCGACCUGCCCAAGGUGGUAGAGGAGCCAGAUGCUGGCCAGGCCCAGUACGUCGCAAAGAUUACGGCCAAAGAUGGUCGCUCACUCUCCACUGUUGUCAAAGCUGUGGGCUCACAGAGUAAUGAAGGCAUGUGUCGUAUCUGCCACGAGGGGGUCGGUGGUGAGACGCUGCUCUCCCCUUGUGACUGCACAGGGACCCUGGGUAAGGUGCACAAGAGCUGCCUGGAGAAGUGGCUGUCGUCCUCCAACACCAGUUACUGUGAGCUCUGCCACACAGAGUUCACUGUUGAACGGCGACCCCAGCCCCUCAAACAGUGGUUGCGGGACCCGGGGCCUCGCAGUGAGAAACGCACGCUGCUGUGCGACAUGGCCUGCUUCCUGCUCAUCACGCCACUGGCAGCCAUCUCCGGCUGGCUGUGUCUGAGGGGAGCCCAGGACCACCUGACCCUCAACAGCCGUUUGGGGGCCGUGGGACUCAUUGCCCUCACCAUCGCCCUCUUCACCAUCUACAUCCUCUGGACACUGUUUCAGGGAGCAGAGCUUGGACUGGGCUGCGUGGGAGCUGCCCUCCUGUAAGAGUGGGAGACCUAAGGUGGCAGGACGGCAUGCUUGGGUUGGGGUGUAGGAUUUGAGCGUAGUCUGAAGGUAGGGACGGGCAGUUCCUCUUGCUGUUCCGUAGGUAAGUACCAUGGUCACACAGAACACACACACACCUCAUGGAUUACUUUACACCACCUUUGUUAAUUGACAGCAUUUUUUUUGCAGUAUAAAUGUGUGCUUUACAAUAGCUAUUAGUACAUUUUGUAAGAUGAAUAAUACUUUUUUUUUUUUUCUUGUCUGAAAUUCUGUACCCUUCCCAUUUUAUAUUCAGGGGAGACAAGUAAUGAGCCAAUAUAAAUAUUUUUUGUCUGCAACAAUCUUUUGUCUCUUCUCUGGAAAGACUAUUGUACUCUGAAAAAAUACUUAGUUACAAUAGUUACAAAAUCAGCAACUGACACGGAACCAUUUUGUAGACCAAAUACAAAUGUCAUACAAUAUGUUUCACGUGUUUGUGAGCAGAGUUGGGGUCAAUUCCAUUUUAAUUCCAGUCAAUUCAGGAAAUACACUGAAAUUCCAAGUAUCUUCAAUGCUUUUCAAUUGGACAUGGGUUUGCUCUCUGAAUUGAAAGGGAAUUGAUACCUGGUUGUGCGUGCCUGCAAUAGCAACCAUAUAUUCAGAGAUUCUGCUCUGUGCAGGUCAUAUCAAAUGUCUAGUUUCAUUGACUUCUGUCUUCGUGCCCCUCAGGUAUCAUUCCGCUAUCACUGUCAGUUAUACUCCGAGUGGAGGAGGACCAAUCAGAAAGUGCGCCUGCUAAUGCCCGACAUAAAAGCAGCGCACUCCACUCAACAUUCCGUGCCGACGAAGUCAACCAAGAAAAUGACUGACG
Molecule: messenger RNA, 1990 nt
Organism: Oncorhynchus gorbuscha (pink salmon)
Lineage: Eukaryota; Metazoa; Chordata; Actinopteri; Salmoniformes; Salmonidae
Product: E3 ubiquitin-protein ligase MARCHF2-like
Exons: 6
Coding region: 373-1140 (255 amino acids)
Biological process (GO): protein ubiquitination
Molecular function (GO): zinc ion binding; ubiquitin-protein transferase activity
Source: RefSeq, a predicted model, not a curated record